AUCCGCUUUUGCUUUCGAGUUCUCGACACCGGCUGGCUGUGGCAGCACUAAUUUACUUUCCUUCAUUUCCAAUAACUCGUUCAGUGAGCUUGCUGGUUCAAGCCUCCUGGAGUCUAAUAGCUGCCCUGGUACAUUUGCGACUCGCGCCAUCUGUCCCUGGAGACUCCGCAUCGGUCUUUUACUGUUUCUAAUAUUUCUUGAGCCUCCUAAUAUAUUUUGCAAUGUCUUCAGCAACCAAGGCCACUCCCUCAAGUAAAAAAUUAUCGACAACCAUGUCUGGUCCAAGCACAUCGUCAGCAUCAAAACAAACACCGACAAAGAUGCACCGACGCUCACGCUCAGGCUGCUUCACAUGCAGACUGCGAAGAAAGAAGUGCGAUGAAGGCAAGCCGUGCUGCAAAGCUUGCAGACAUCUCGGACUGUCUUGCGAAUACAAGCGGCCCAUGUGGUGGAGCAACAACGAGCAACGGCGGCAGCAGAAAGAGAGAAUAAAGAACAUCAUCAAGCGCACGAAACUCAACGAGAAGGCUUCACACGUAGUGCCACUUUCGACAAACACCCCGCCCAGUCUGUGCCACUCGACACUGACUGCAGACACCUUCUCAGAUGGCUUCUCGAGAACUCGAGGUGGUUCAAUGGACUCGCAGUUUUCUGGUGAUUUCGACUUCAGCUCAUGUGCGCCUCAGGGCAUUUACAGCGCCGUGAGCAUGCCGCCUCUAGCAGCGCCGUUUCAUCCUUUUGGCUACCCACCAUACGAGGUCGACAUCAAGACAGAGACCCAGGUGUUUGUCAAUGACGUGCCAACCCGAAGAGAUUCGACAAUUUCGACUUUCAGCGCAUUUCAGUCGCCGCCAACGGUUGGUCCCUUCUCCAGCGACGGCUGGCUGCAACAGGAGUCGUAUUUCGAGCAGCGACAUGAGUCCUUCACCGAAGAGCCUGUCGAUUUCAACUUCUUCGACUUUGCUCACGGCCCCAUCUCACCUGCGCACAAGUCAAUGAUUCAAGUGGAGGAAUGCGACCAGCACCUUCUAAACCAUUUUAUCGACAACGUUGUUCGUCUCAUAUUCCCAGUUCUGGAGGUCAACCAGCACGGUUCCGCACGCUCGGAUGUCAUCCUGCCUGCGCUAGAAUCGAACAAGAUGUAUCUCUCCUGCUGUCUUAGCAUUGCGGCGCUGCACCUGAAGUCGACUCAAGGGAUCCAGAGCGAGCAGCUUGACAACGACAUCAUGCGCCACAAGUUCGCUACAAUCAACCAACUCUGCGAAGCCUUGCAGCUUGACACCGAACACGCCAAGAUUCUUGAAGCAACGCUGGGAAUGAUCUUUUUCCAAUGUUCCGUUGGUCGCCCAGAGGAUUCGCACCCGGAUAUCCCGUGGCACUCGCACUUUCAAGCUGCAACUCAGCUCAUUGGCAAGUUGAACCUUCCUUUGCAGCUUGUCAGUGACAACCAAUCGCGACCACCAUUCAACAUGACCGUCGCCGCUUGGAUUGAUAUUCUUGGGUCGACAAUGCUUGGACGCGCCCCCGUUUACGCCGACACCUACCGGGAGAAGAACAUUGCCAAUUCGGUUGCUGGUCUUGGAGAAUUGAUGGGCUGUGAAGACCGCAUAAUGUUCCUCAUCUCCGAGAUUGCCUGCUUGGAAGCCUUGAAGAUGGAUGGAAUGGACCAAGUCCAACUUUGCUCCCACAUUAAGCUCCUUGGUGAUCACAUCACCAUGGCCGAGAGCUCGGUCCUUCCGCUGGACAACGCAUAUUCAGCGACUGGUGCCAUUCGGCCCAAGCAGCUUCGCGCAAACAUGACCACCGUCUUCCGUCUGGCGGCUCGCAUAUAUCUAUGCUCCUUGGUCCCAGGUUUCGAUCGCCAACAGCAGAACAUUACAAACCUCGUCGAUUCAUUGGCUGAUGCGAUGAACUACAUUCCUGCCGGUCCCGAAGGCUUCGAUCGUUCCUUGGUUUGGCCCUUACUCAUUGCUGGCGCCGUUUCCCUCCCCAACUCCAUUUUCCGAAGCACAUUCUACGAGCGCAUGGCUCAGAUGGGCGAUGCCGCUAGCUUUGGCUCCAUAGGAAGAGCAAGAGAGCUUCUCAAGGAGGUGUGGCUAGUCAACGAUGAGGCGUUGGCACGAGGCGAGAGGCAGAGCGUCCACUGGCGGGACGUGAUGCGACAGCGGGGCUGGGACUUCCUUCUCAUCUAGAGGGUUGUCUCCGCCUUGAUCCUCCUGGCGAGGAAGCUGCGCGUCCUGGCUGUCUCGAUCUUCUGCAGCGCGCAACAGUUCUUCAACAUUGCAUCCCACUCAAGAGAAAUACCGACAUACCAUCUCCAGAGGGGCAAGCUACUUCACUUCUGACCCUACGCUCUUUAAUCACUUUUUACCAUCUUGCAACGCAUUAUACCCCUUAUUGUAAUCACUACCAACAUUGGUGCGCACGUACGAUAUAGCCACAGCAUAGAGCAUUGCGGGUCCUGUGAGCUUUGGCCCAGGACGAUUUGUUUGGCGUUCGAGAGCAACAGCGGAUUUUCUCACUGCCCUCCAGAUGGAGAACGACGUUACGACAUCUCUUUGUGUCAAUUGGUCAACGUUGUAAUAGUUUGCGAUUUUUUUUUUAGACUUGUCGCUGUUGGCUUUCGCCCACAGCUUCGGUCGCUUUAGCAGCGGAUGAAAAAGAGUCGGUUUCGGCUCAAGUGAUUGUACUUCAACUUAAAAACACACGCUCACUUUUACGAGCUACAAGAAUGACAGACCAAUAUCAAAAAAAAACCUCCAAAAGCCA
This is a messenger RNA of Verruconis gallopava, 2769 nucleotides long. RefSeq lists its product as uncharacterized. The transcript is spliced from 2 exons. The coding region runs from base 222 to 2192 and encodes 656 amino acids. The record is from RefSeq and is a predicted model, not a curated record. Lineage: Eukaryota; Fungi; Ascomycota; Dothideomycetes; Venturiales; Sympoventuriaceae. Gene Ontology annotation, molecular function: transcription cis-regulatory region binding; zinc ion binding; DNA-binding transcription factor activity, RNA polymerase II-specific. Gene Ontology annotation, cellular component: nucleus. Gene Ontology annotation, biological process: positive regulation of transcription by RNA polymerase II.